AUGUUUGUUCCUCGUAUAGUUCAAAAACGUCCAAAAAGCUCAGUAGAUCAAAAGACUAGACAAGAAAAGCGAGUAAAAAUUAUAAAACAUGAUAUUAAGAACAUAAACAGUACUCUCGAAGAAGACAAUAAAAAGGAAGAAGAGACAAUAGAGAUUGUAACUGAUCUUGGUGAGAAAGUAAUUGAAAAUAAGAGAAGGGAAUCUUUAUCUUUUGAGGAGAUAGAAAAAGAUGAUGAGGAGCCAAUCAAAGAACAUAGCAUGCAGCAACGCAAUGCUUUACCUGGAGAGCCAAUUUGCGUGGUAUGUGGCCGAUACGGAGAAUAUAUUUGCGAUGAAACGGAUCACGAUGUCUGCAGUAUUGAAUGCAAAAAAAUAGAUAUUAAGCUCUCAAAAAUCACACCGGCAACAGCGGCACCGAAUAAUGCGCCGAUUGAACAACAAUCUCCAAUCUAUUAUACAUAUCCACAAAUUAUCGCAGCCCCAUUGCUACCUCUUUCAUUUCAAAACCCAACUUCUGAUCUUUUACACGUAAAAUUAACCGGUUAUUUCCCACAUCCAGAGAUAAGUUGUAUGACAGAAUCACAGCUAUUCUCAAUUCUUUCUAGAAAUCAAAUCAAUUGCUUGGGAAAACACAUUCCUAGACCUAUUCUGAGUUUUGCGCAUUGUCGACUACCUGAAAAAAUUUAUGAUAAUCUACAGCAGAUUGAAAUUCAUAAACCAACGCCUAUUCAAAUGGGUGUAAUUCCUGCCGGAUUGGCGGGUCGUGAUAUUCUGGCGAGUGCUGCAACAGGAUCAGGAAAAACAGCUAGCUUUUUAAUUCCAAUCAUUGUGCACUCAUUUGCAUUAUCACAAUAUUAUCAAAGCGGCGGCAUUAAUGAUAGUAAUGGGGGACCUUACGCGUUAAUUAUAGCCCCAAGCAGGGAAUUAUGUGCACAAAUUGAGCAACAUACAAAAUCUUUAAUUCAAGGAUUGCCUAAUAUGAAAACUGCUUUAUUAAUUGGUGGAUAUCCAAUUCCAAAUCAGAUACAUCGUCUUCAACAGCGAAUUCAAAUUGCAAUUGCGACACCUGGACGAUUUCUUGAUAUUUAUAAUCAGUGUAAAGCAGCUCAUAAUUUUUUUGCAAAUAUUCAUAUUUUGGUAUUGGAUGAAGUUGAUAUGAUGUUUAAAAUGGGAUUUGAAACGCAAUUAAUGGAAAUCUUGGAAAAUUUACAGAUUCCUUUGGGCUCGUCGCAUCGACAAACUUUAAUGUUCUCGGCUACUAUCCCAAAAAAUAUUGAAUCAGUUGCCUCCAGUGUUUUACGGGACCCUAUUAAAAUUCUUAUUGGUGGUAAUAAUAAAUUGGACGAAUGUAUGAAAAAAUUCGAGAAUUUGAGUGGUAACAAUACUAUUGCCAAUAACUAUUAUGAAAUGAUGAACACAAAUGAAACCAAACUAAAUAGCAUGAACAAUAAUAAUCCAAUUCUCUCAGUGAAACAGACAAUUCUUUGGGUAGAGAACAAAUCCAAAAAAAAACAAUUAUUCUCAAUAUUAAAUGAUCCAAAAUACUAUAACCCCCCUAUAGUAAUAUUUGUCGAGUCAAAACUCGGCGCAGAUCUAUUAUCAAAAGCGAUUGAGAAAAAAUGGCCAGAAACGCGAAUUGCAAGUAUUCAUGGAGAUAAAGUACAAGAAGAACGAACGCAAGUACUACAAGCUUUUUUGGCGGGUGAAUAUGAUAUUAUAGUCUCGACUGGGGUAUUAAGUCGUGGAUUGAAUCUAACGAAUGUUCGGAUGGUAGUGUUGUUUGAUAUGGCAGUUUCGGUUGAUGAAUAUAUUCAUCAGGUUGGAAGAGCCACUAACAAGGGAAGUCAAGGAUGGGCAGUUACUUUUAUCAAUGAGGAUCAUAAAAAACUAUUUAAAGAAUUUGUGAAAAUGUUAAAGAGUCAACCGCCUGGCAAAGUUACUCCACUCCCUUCAAAACUACUAGGCCAUGGAUAUACUCUAUUGAAAAAGUGA
This is a messenger RNA of Ambispora leptoticha, 1992 nucleotides long. The record is from the annotation of a GenBank genome assembly. NCBI's taxonomy places the organism in Eukaryota, Fungi, Glomeromycota, Glomeromycetes, Archaeosporales, Ambisporaceae.